AUAGUUUGACUGUGAUUCGUGGUCGUUGUGUCUUUAUGAAACCCUUGCAGGCAGGUACAGUGGGCGUGGCCACCUUAUAGAGGCUGACCUACCUCCGUCUGACUGAGCCGCUCUCACAGGAGCGAGGACAUACCGAGAAGGAAGCGGUUGUUUUGGGUCUCUGGGCCCCACUUGACUCACAACUUUAACCAUGGAUGCCAAAUAUACCCAUGCUCGUGAAGAGCGAAUAGACUUUAUGAACAACAGAGAGAAAAAAUCUUCAUCUUCAAGUCGGACUUUGGGGAUCAUAUUUGGUGUUCUUUUGGCAAUCAUCAUUGCUGCUGUUACAGCUUUCCUCAUUUGGUUUUUUGUUUUCAAAGAAGAGAAGAAGCAGUCCGGUCUGCUUACUUCACCAUCAAAACGUGUUUUCAGUGGGCACAUGAAGCUGGCUCAGGUGAAUUAUGACGAAAAGCUGGAGGACACCAGCAGCCAAGAGUUCAGAGACUUUGGAGAAAAACUGCAGCAGGAGCUGGAGACGCUUUACCAGACAGAUCCACUUCUCACCAAAUAUUACACAAAAUCUGUGGUUACGGCUUUCAGUGAAGGGGUAAUAGCCUAUUACUGGUCCCAGUUCGACAUUCCAGCUACUGACUUGGAGAUGCUGCCGGAGUUCUCAGAGGAGCGGAUUUUGGAUGCAUUGGAAAGUGGCAUCCAGAAGCAGCGCAGGGGAAUCCAACCAAAUGAUGUCAAGAUCAUUGAAAUCACAGCUUCGGCCACAGAUUCGCGGAUGGCCAGGAUCCCCACUGAAGAGGACUGUUUUUACCGCUUGGAGGCAGAAGAUGUGGAAAAAAUGUUUCAAUCUCCGGGGUACCCCAGUGGCUACGAGGCCAAAACUCGAUGCCAAUGGCAAAUUCGAGCAGCAGUAGAGAACACCGUCAUUGUUAACUUUCCUAAUUUUGACAUUGAAGACGACUGCACCGAUGACUUCGUUUCCAUUUUUGACUCGUUGAGUCCGGAUUACUCUCAGGCUAUCACAAAGCAGUGUGGACAAAGGCCUCCUUCCAACCCUCUGGAGGUCGUGUCUUCUGGCAAUAUUAUGCUAAUUAACUUCAUUACUGACAGUUCUGUCCAGAAGCCGGGUUUCAAUGCAACCUACAAAAUAAUCCCCAAAAUUAAAGCUCAAACAUGUGGCGAACUGCUGACUGGAAGUAAGGGAGUUUUCACCUCUCCGCUUCACCCUAAAUUCUAUCCCCCUGCUGUGGACUGCAAGUGGACCAUCAAGGUUCCUGAGGGGAGUAAAGUACGUGUAAAAUUCAACAUGUUCCGCAUGAAAGAGCCUGGAGUUGAUGUCAGCAAUUGUCACAAAGACUAUGUGGAAAUAAUGGACACCAAGUAUUGUGGAGAAUUGUCUUCUUUGUCUUUGACCAGUGAAACAAACGUACUUGACGUGAUGUUUCAUUCUGAUGAGUCUUACACCGAUAAAGGCUUUACUGCAGAGUACACAGCCUUUGAUCCCAAAAACCGUAAGAUGAAUCUUUUCUUGUAUUAAAAUGCCUGUAAUUGUUUUCAAGAUGGGUAAAUGUUAUAAAAUAGAAUAAACAUGGCUUGCCUGGCGUUGUAUGAGGAGGUCUAGAUUGGCAGAGAUGGGCAUUGUUCAGAAAAUGUAUUAGAGCUGUAAGUAGGUGGUGAGAUAUGCUUUAGGUAUUAUAGAGGAGGUGGGACUCCACCAAAGAUCAGCUUCGAUCUUUGAUUCUCACACUGAUUGAAAUUAAACAGGAAUCUAUGUGGAUCAUCAUAUUUGCAGAUGACAUUGUGAUCUAUUGUGAGUGAAGGGAGCAGGGGGAGGAACAUCUAGAGAAGUGAAGGUUUACUUUGGGAUGUCAAGUUGUGGAAAUCACAGAGAAUGGCUGUAAACAUGAGAAUGACUUGAGUGGAAUGGUGAGUGUACAAGUAGCAAAGGUUAGGAAGAUGGAGGACUUUGAGUGAAUGGAAAGAAUGGGAGAAAAGUUGAAGAUGAUUGUGUUAGCAGGCUGAAACAUGUGGAGUAAAGUUUCAGUUUGGAUGUGCUACUAAAGCAUGACAGGAGAAGUAAAUAAUACUGUGGAGAGCCACCGGACACUGGCUUUGAGAAAGAUUGGAGGCAGACCGGGAGGUGGCAGAGAUGAAGAUGUUGAGGUUGAAAGAUGCUAAGACUGGGGCAGCCAGGAAAGAGGCCUAGAGGAAGAUCAGAGUCUUGAUGAAGUAAAGAACAACAUGUGAAGGGACUGGUUCUGGUGAUCCCUAAAGUAAACACACAGAAGACAAAGAAGACUCUCUUCCGUUAGGUUGUGUAGUGGACCAUGGUUGACUCUCAAUGAAAUAUAGCAGUUUUAGCACACAUUCUAUGGAAACUACUGUUGCAAAAUUUUGCUUGAGUUUGCUUUUUGAGUCCAUUUUAAUAUCACCCAGAAGCAGACCACUUUUAGCUCUUUCUUUUGUGCAUGUUAAAUUGUACUUAAAUACCCUAUUUUCUGGACUAUAGAGUGCACCUGUAUAUAAGCCGCAUCUGCUCUAUUAAAAAAAAUAAAAAAUUAAAAGAUGUAUUAGCUGGAGAUAUCUGUGUUAAAAAUAUAGAUAUUUACUACAUGUAUAGAAGGAUUAUGUACUAUAGCCUACAUGUACAAGUAUGUACCUGCCACCUCCAAUGUCUUACCAUAGAUUCAUUGAUGCUAGGCUUGCCAGCAGCAGCGCAGUUUAAUUCCUGGAUGACAAGAUCAAUGCUCUUCAACUCAAAACUUGCAUCAUUCCAACUUCUUCUUCUGGUUUGAAGGGGCAAGAUUUGAAAAUAAUUACCAGUUAGUAAUUUCUUGUAUGUGUUCUAUCUGCUAAAUAAAAAGUUGCAUAGGC
Molecule: messenger RNA, 2865 nt
Organism: Oryzias melastigma (Indian medaka)
Lineage: Eukaryota; Metazoa; Chordata; Actinopteri; Beloniformes; Adrianichthyidae
Product: suppressor of tumorigenicity 14 protein
Exons: 12
Coding region: 191-1528 (445 amino acids)
Source: RefSeq, a predicted model, not a curated record